UCCUUCCAGCUCCUCCUCCUCCUCCUCUCUCUCCUCCCCCUCCCUUUCUUUUCCCUCCUCCAUUACGUGAGCUCAGUUCCUGCUCUCCUUGCCCGCCGGGGAAGCGGCCCAUCCCUGCCGGUUGGGAGAAAGCCUCCCCGCCUCUCUGCUCCUCAGUCAGUCGGUCCGUCCCUGCUCGAAAGCAAGCAGCACCAUGUCUUCUAACUCCAACCUGAGCAGCAUGCAACGCCUAGUGGAGCAGCUGAAACUGGAGGCAGGGGUGGAGAGGAUCAAGGUGUCCCAGGCGGCUGCAGAGCUCCAGCAGUACUGCGUGCAGAACGCUUGCAAAGACGCUCUGCUGGUAGGCGUCCCGGCCGGGAGCAACCCUUUCCGCGAGCCGCGGUCCUGUGCUUUACUCUGAAGUCAGGUAAUCGCGAGGGGAGAAGUUGAUCGGAGAGUUCUCGUCGAGCCCGAAGUGUUCAACAACUGCCUCCUUGUCCCAAGAAAAUCCUUCCCCUCUUCCCUUAUUUUUGCGUGGACCGAACAGUGUUUGAAGUGUUUAUGAGUCUUUUUUUCCCAAUGCCUCGUCUGCAGUAUAUGCAAAGGCCGAACCCUGACUCGGAUAAACGGGGUUUCGGCUCGCCUAAGGGGAUAAACGCUAAAGGAUUUACUGGGGUUUUGAAAACAUUGGAAAUAUUGGUAAAUUGUUUUCUAUUUUGAAACGUCCCCCAAAGAUCCUCUUUUCGUAAUUGAGUUUCUAAUGAGAUUGGACUUGCUUACUUGGAUGUUUCCAUUUUGGGAAGGAAAACAGAUCUUUUACCGAAUCACUUUGUCUUCUUGCCGUUAGCCUUGCCUAGAUUCUGCAGCAAUUCCCCUUGGAAUUUGCAGUUUUCUAAAUGAAGAUUCACCCAAGUGCUUAUGAAAAGGAAAAGGGAACUGGCUUUACUUGGCACCGUUGUCAGAAUGUCCCUAAACGGGAAAUGAUCUUUUAUUUUUAACACUAUUUGGCGCCGUCUUUUCGACCGGUUUGGAUUUUGAAAGCCCAACAGAGGGUUGCGUAUUAAAUUGCCGGACCGUAAAUUGUAUGAUUUCCGAGCGUUCGGUUCUUAUAUCUUCAUCUGCGGCUUCUCUUCGACGCCGGUAUUCUUUUUGUGCCUAAAAAGACACCGCAUCGUUUCUUAUUUUUUUUACUAAAAGGAACACGUUUAUAACGUGACUAACAGAGAUUAGGUCGGAGGUGCAACGAAAAAUCAGUAUUCGAAAUUUCCAAAGCAUAUAGCGUUUGACUUCUUAAGCUCCGGUGAGUUUUUCAUUAGCGGUGGUGUGCCUUUGGAGUUUUGCGGAAGACUUUUAAAAGAAUGCUACUUUCCCCUUUUUCCAAAGUGGUUUCAUUCCGUUGAUUUUUGUUUUCCACGUCUUGGCUUUCAGUAGCGUGAAAAUAAAAUUUCUUUCCUUAGUAA
Molecule: messenger RNA, 1439 nt
Organism: Tachyglossus aculeatus (Australian echidna)
Lineage: Eukaryota; Metazoa; Chordata; Mammalia; Monotremata; Tachyglossidae
Gene: GNG10
Product: G protein subunit gamma 10
Exons: 3
Coding region: 194-400 (68 amino acids)
Biological process (GO): G protein-coupled receptor signaling pathway
Cellular component (GO): heterotrimeric G-protein complex
Molecular function (GO): G-protein beta-subunit binding
Source: RefSeq, a predicted model, not a curated record